This is a messenger RNA of Trichomonas vaginalis G3, 909 nucleotides long. RefSeq lists its product as uncharacterized. Lineage: Eukaryota; Parabasalia; Trichomonadida; Trichomonadidae. The record is from RefSeq and is a predicted model, not a curated record. The coding region runs from base 1 to 909 and encodes 302 amino acids. The transcript has a single exon.
AUGAAGAAAAAAGAACCAGAGGAAAUCCGAUCCAAAAAGAUCAGAUUUCGAAUAGAACUUGAUAAUGCUCAUGAACAAAUCAUACAUCGCAUAAUGAAACUAUGGGCAGAUAAACUUAAUGAAUUUGCAAAACGAAAAUCUACAAUUGAGCAGAAAUAUGACAUCAAUUUAGCAAGAGUCAAUAACAUACAAGCCAAUCUACAAUCGAAGAUAUCUAUAGUCAAAAAUCAAAAUAAAGAACUUUUAAAAAAACAAGAUACAUUAAUUAACGAAAUUAAUAAAGCAAAAACAGCAUGUGAGAACAGAUAUGAUAAUACUAUGGAUAUUGAAGUUGAAGCUAAACUUAAAGUACAAAAAGAACAGCUCGAACAGCGACAAAUGAACACAUUAAAAGAUCUACAAAAAGCUCAAUCAAGACGAGAUUUCUAUUUUUCAAAAUAUACAGAGUUUCAAACCAAAAUUUCUAAAAAAAGACAAAAAGAGUCCGAGUUGAAACAAAUUACUCAGCUCAGAGAAGAGCGAAAGAUAUUAUUGGAUGAGCUAAAGAGAAAAAUAGAUAUUGAGCAAGGUAAAUUAACAGAUGAUCUUGCUUUACUAGAACAAUACAGAAUGGAAAUUCUUGGACAAACUAAAUCUCCAAGGAAAAAGUCUAGACAUUCACAAUCAAUCGUAAACUCCUGGAAACCGAAUCCGGAAACAGAUAAAUCUGAAGAUGAAAACAUUGAAUCAGUUAAUUUAUAUAAUGAUUCAAUUGAAGAAGAAUCUGAAGAAGAGGAAGCCAAUCCUGAUGCUAAAGCUCUUGAACAGCAAAUUCUAACUUUGCUCAGCACAGGAGUUUAUGAUGAGACAGACCCUAUUAUUGUUUCUCUUAGGAAACAACUUGUUAGUUUGAAGAACCAAUCUAAUUAG